Messenger RNA from Urocitellus parryii (Arctic ground squirrel), 589 nucleotides. The record is from RefSeq and is a predicted model, not a curated record. Lineage: Eukaryota; Metazoa; Chordata; Mammalia; Rodentia; Sciuridae.
AUGGAGACAGUGCUUGAAAGGCCUGAUGAAGAAAAUAUUGAUGGAGUUUCAUCUUUUGAAGAAAGAAUGGUCCUGGGCCACAGAUCCCAUAUAAAAUUUCCAUUUAGUAUUAUUUUUUCAACUCUUCUCUAUUGUGGUGAGACUGUCUCUGCUUUGUAUAUGUUUAACAUUUAUCGAAAUAAUAAUGACAAAUUCUGGAUGUCAUUUACCAUCGGCUUCUUUUUUGUGGGAAUAGUUUUGGACCAGGUUACCCUAAUGUUUUUUCACAAAGAUUUGAACAAAAAUAAAGCUAUACUACUAUUUUGGCACAUUUUUUUUUUAGGACCGAUAGUGAGGUGUUUGUAUGUCAUUAUAAAUUACCAUAAAUUGCUGAAAAAGCUUGAACAACAGAAGAAAGAGACUCAAGUUAGUAUGAGCAGACGACAUAUGAUAUUGAAAAGGGAGAUUGUUCUCUCAAUCCAUGGAAUUUUUAUGCAGUGCAAGGCUUUCAAGUGCAUGUCAGUGAUCCAAGCCUUUCUUGGUUCUGUUCCACAAUUAAUUCUUCAGUUGUAUAUCACUUUCACCAUAAGAGAAUGGCCUUUGAGUAGAG